Molecule: messenger RNA, 867 nt
Organism: Ictalurus furcatus (blue catfish)
Lineage: Eukaryota; Metazoa; Chordata; Actinopteri; Siluriformes; Ictaluridae
Gene: ptf1a
Product: pancreas associated transcription factor 1a
Exons: 2
Coding region: 70-867 (265 amino acids)
Biological process (GO): developmental process; regulation of transcription by RNA polymerase II
Molecular function (GO): DNA-binding transcription factor activity, RNA polymerase II-specific; RNA polymerase II transcription regulatory region sequence-specific DNA binding; protein dimerization activity
Source: RefSeq, a predicted model, not a curated record
UGUCGUUGUCCUUAUAAAAGGUCUUCGCGUGCCGGCUUUUCAGAAACAGCAAAAAUAAAAAAAAAUAGCAUGGAGACCGUGCUGGAUCCGUUUUCGGGCUUGGACACUUUCUCCUCGGCGUAUUUCGACGACGAUGAUUUCUUCACCGAGCGAUGCUCGCGCGAGCACAUGGACGCGGACGACUUCUUGGAUGACGACGUCGACUUCCUCGCGAGCCAGAUCCAAGAGUACUACGAGGACUGCCGUGCGCGCGAUGAAGACUACAACUGCGACGUGGGUCGCUUCUCGUCUUCUUCUUCCACUUCUUCUUCUUCCUCGUCGUACGGUGUGUCCGGGUUUUCCCCGCGGCGCGGUGACGGUGCGCUGCAGCUGAAGAGGCGCAGGAGAGCGCGCUCAGAGCAGGAAAUGCAGCAGCUGCGCCAGGCCGCCAACGUGCGUGAACGCAGACGCAUGCAGUCCAUCAACGACGCGUUUGAAGGUCUGCGCUCGCACAUCCCCACCCUGCCUUACGAGAAACGCCUUUCCAAAGUGGACACGCUGCGCCUCGCCAUCGGCUACAUCAACUUCCUGGCUGAACUGGUGCAGUCCGACGCGCCAAUCCGGAACUCCAACCACGAAGCUCUAAACCAACCCAAAAAAGUCAUCAUCUGCCACAGAGGAACAAGAUCUCCUUCCCCUGAUGACCCAGAUUACGGCCUGCCCCCUCUGGCUGGUCACUCUUUGUCCUGGACAGAUGAGAAGCAGCUCCGGGAGCAGAACAUCAUCCGCAGGGCGAAAGUUUGGACCCCAGAGGACCCCCGCAAAGUGCACUUCAAAUCCGCGCUCACCAACAUCGAGAACGAGCCUCCGUUUGAGCUGGUCGCGUGA